AUGGGGUCUCUUCUUCUUUGGUUGCUAUGUAGUCCAAUUACGUGCUUCACUGGUUUCAUCAUCUUCCUCCUCUUCCUCCUUCAAAAAUGGUUCCCAAAUUCAAAUUCAAAUUCACUUCCAUCUCCACCAAAAAUUCCCAUUUUCGGACACCUUCUGAAUCUGGGUUUGCAUCCCCACAUCACACUCCAAAGCUACGCUCGCCACCAUGGCCCUCUGUUUCUCCUCCACCUCGGCAGCAGGCCCACCGCCGUCGUCUCCUCAGCCGAAUUGGCCCGCGAUGUCAUGAAAACCCACGACCUGGUCUUUUCCAACCGACCCAAAUCCUGCAUUAGCCAAAAGAUUCUCUACGGCGCCAGAGACAUCGCCGCAUCCCCUUACGGCGAGUACUGGAGGCAGAUGAAGACUAUUGGCGUGGUUCAUCUCUUGAGCAACAUAAGGGUCCAGUCAUUUCGCUCUGUCAGAGAAGAAGAGGUCAAAUUCAUGAUUCACAAGAUCCAACAGAGUCCAAUCUCGGUGAAUUUGACCCAAAUAUUCUCUGAACUCACAAAUGACAUAGUUUGCAGAGUGGCGUUGGGGAGAAAAUAUGGGGUUGGAGAAGAUGGGAAGAAAUUUCGAUGUCUUCUGCUGGAAUUUGGGGAAUUACUGGGGAGUUUCAGUGGAAGAGAUUUCAUCCCGUGGCUGGGUUGGAUCGAUGGAAUUAGUGGAUUGGACGCCAAAGCAGAGAGAGUAGCAAACGAAAUCGAUGCUUUCUUAAACAGAGUGAUUGAAGAUCAUGUAGAAACGGGGGAAAUUAGUGUCGAUAAGCACAAGGAUCUGGUGGAUAUUCUGCUUUCCAUACAGAAACAAGACUCAAUUGGUUUCCCCCUUGAAAUGGACAGCAUCAAAGCUUUGAUCUUGGACAUGUUUGCAGCAGGUACAGACACGACGUAUACAGUGUUGGAGUGGGCAAUGUCGCAACUUUUGAGACACCCAGAAGCAAUGAAGAAACUGCAAACCGAGGUUAGAGAAACAGUAGGGGAUCGUGAGAAAUCAUGUGUAAGUGAGGAUGAUUUAGAGAGGAUGCAUUAUUUAAAGGCAGUAAUCAAAGAAACGCUGCGACUACACCCACCGAUCCCACUUCUCGUCCCUAGAGAAUCGACCCAAGACAUCAAAUUAAGGGGCUAUGAUAUCAAAGCUGGGAGUCGAGUGAUAAUCAAUGCAUGGGCCAUUGGGAGAGACCCGGAGCUGUGGGAAGAAGCAGAGGAGUUUCGUCCAGAACGAUUUCUAAACAGUUCGAUCGAUUUCAAGGGCCAUGAUUUUGAGUUAAUCCCAUUCGGUGCAGGGAGAAGAGGGUGUCCUGGAGUUGUGUUUGCAAUGGUAAUUAAUGAGAUCGCUUUAGCAAAUCUAGUACAUAAAUUCGAGUGGACAUUGCCGAGUGGAGCAAACGCAGAGGAUUUGGAUAUGACGAUGGUGUCUGCGUUAACAAUUCAUAGGAAGUUUCCACUUGUAGCUACCGCAACUCCUUACUAGUUGAGUGUUCUUUUGUAGAGAAGGCAACAUUGUCUUUGGGUUUGAUUGUACGUGCGUUUUGAGUUUCAUUAGCUUUGCAAAUUAUGUGCCAAUAAAAAAAUUAC
Momordica charantia (bitter melon) is the source of this 1613-nucleotide messenger RNA. Its product is annotated as cytochrome P450 736A117-like. The record is from RefSeq and is a predicted model, not a curated record. Gene Ontology annotation, molecular function: heme binding; monooxygenase activity; oxidoreductase activity, acting on paired donors, with incorporation or reduction of molecular oxygen. NCBI's taxonomy places the organism in Eukaryota, Viridiplantae, Streptophyta, Magnoliopsida, Cucurbitales, Cucurbitaceae.